AUGAAGAUCGACCAAUCCCCCAUUGUGGACUUGGAGCUUGCAGUGACUGUACCAGCACAAGACGUUGGCAACAGCAAUGCAUGCCCGACACAAGCACAAGGGCCGGAAGAUUCAGGUCCUGAUGAUCAUCAAUAUCCAAAUCUCUCCAGAAUCCGAGCUUUUCUUCUCGUAACCGUAAUAUCCGUCGCGGCCCUUCUCACCGUCCUCAACUCUCAGUCCAUUGUCAUCAUCCUCCCUGAGCUCGGAAAUGCGAUGCGAAUACCCUCAUCUCGCCAACAACUCGUUGUAUCAAUUUAUAACAUCUCCACAGGCAGCGUUAUGCUCCUUUGGGGUCGUUUAGCAGACGUAUAUGGUCGACGGUUAGGUUUCUUGUCAGGAUCAGUCAUAUUUACUUUAUCAACACUAUGUCUUCCAUGGUCUCGUUAUGAGAUACCGUUCUACGUAUUGAGAGCCGUGCAGGGAAUGUCAGCUGCGGCUAUCAUGCCCUCUGGAAUUGGUAUUAUGGCCUCUACCUUUGCACCCGGUCCUUCUAGAAACAUGGCUUUCAUCGCAAUGUCUGCCAUGGCAUUAUUGGGUUCUGUCGUGGGUAGCCUUCUAGGUGGCUUUGUAGGAUCGACUCUUGGUUGGAAGUGGGUCUUCUGGAUACCAGCUGUUGCAUCUGCCUUUACAACUGCCGCUGGCUGGUUUGUCACAGCUGGUCAUACAACGAGAAUCGCUCCUCAAGGGACAACCGAGAAUGAUGAGAGCAGUAAGAAACCCUAUGUCGACUGGAUCGGGGGAGGUCUCAUAUCAUCCAGCCUGACAUUGCUUCUUGUUGCCAUCACGCAAGGCAAUGUCUCCGGUUGGUCUACGCCGUGGAUACCGCCGCUGUUGGUUGUGUCCGUACUACUUCUAGGGGGCUUCAUCAUCUAUCAGCGCCGGUUGGAGAUAGAUCCAGACCGUAUACCUCUGAUGCGUAUGUCCAUGUUCGCGAAGAAACAGUUUUCUGCACUAUUUGUGCUCGUGGGUUGUUUUUACGCGUCGUUUAAUGGGUUUCUUGUGUUCGUUACAUACUUCUACCAGAAGUACCAAGGACUGGGGGAGUUGCAGACAACACUUCAGUUUCUUCCUGCCGGGAUAUCAGGCUCGCAAGACGAACAAUCUCUUGGUGGUGGUCUUGUUCAAACAGUGAACAAUGUCGGCCGUGCUUUGGCAUUGGCAAUCGCAACGGCUAUACAGACUGCUAUUGCUGGGGAUAUUAAUAAUCAACACGGAUCGGAUAUAUACUUAGACGGAUUGAGAGCUGCACAGUGGUUUAACUUUACACUAGCUGUUACUGGGAUAUUACUAGCUUUAGUUUUCUUUAGAGAUUUAGAUAAGCUAGACUAA
Molecule: messenger RNA, 1368 nt
Organism: Fusarium subglutinans
Lineage: Eukaryota; Fungi; Ascomycota; Sordariomycetes; Hypocreales; Nectriaceae
Product: drug resistance
Exons: 5
Coding region: 1-1368 (455 amino acids)
Biological process (GO): transmembrane transport
Cellular component (GO): membrane
Molecular function (GO): transmembrane transporter activity
Source: RefSeq, a predicted model, not a curated record